AUGACCAAGAGAUUCAAGCUGGAAAAGAAAUUGCGUGAAUUAUUUCAUCGUCGACCCCCAACACCACAAAGCUCCCCGACACAAAGGUCUCCGGCACAAAGGUCUCCGGCAGAAGCUGCCACCCACACCGUCUCUGCAGAGAAGCCUCUCCCGAAUGAUCAUGAGCAAUGCUCGGAACUCAACGACAAGCCUUUCAGCCUGUGGGAGAGGGCGGAACGGGCAUUAAAUGCGGACCCAAAUAAGAAGCGCCUUUUACAAUCUGCCCACGAAAUCCUUGGCUCGGAGCUAGGCUCAGAGCUUCUACCGAUUGGAGCGGCUGGCCGACAGCAGCAGUUAAGCGAGCUGUUUGAGCGGAAGACAAGCCAGCUGGAGAAGGAAAAGUGGAAGAUUCAGUUUGGUGACCAUGAAGUUGUGGUCCAGGAGCUUGCGAGAAAGGUAUUUGACGGAGUGCUGAGGGUCCAAGAGAUUUUCAAUUUGGCAGCCAGCGCCAGUCCACCAGCCUCUAUUGCUUGUGCUGGCCUAUCGGUAGUCUUCGGGCUAGCACUCAAGGCAACCCAGCAAGAAGCAAUUCUUUUGGAGAUACUAGACUACAACGCGGGGUUAAUCUCUCGCUUCAAAGUCAUGGAAGAUCUGUGCCGGUCGGAUUCAGCUGCACAAUCACCACACCGCAGCGAACUGGUGAGCAAGUUUGAGGACCAUCUGACCGUGUUAUACACCGCGAUUCUCGAGCUCCAAUUCCGCGCACUGUGCUAUCUACGAAGGAACACCGCAAUCAAAUUACUUGGUGAUGCUUUCGACUAUGAGGGGUGGGCUGGGACAUUGGACGGCAUCAGGGAACUUGAAUCUUCCGCCGAAAAAGAUGCUCAGACAAUUGGCGCUGCGAACGUGGAUGGUAAACUCAACGAGAUCCUGGACGCUCAAAAAUACAAUCAGGCGCGUCAGAAUAUGUUGGAACGUGACGAGGCGGCUCAAAAAGUGAUGCAAACGCUUCGUGAAAAUACAUGCCCCUACAAGGCCCGAAAAGAUCGAAAUAGUGACCGAGUCCCUGGGACAUGUGAGUGGUUUACCAAUCACCGUCUGUUCCAAGACUGGCAUGGAUCUCAGGGUUCGAGUCUUCUCUGGGUGUCUGCUGAUCCUGGCUGCGGCAAGUCUGUACUAGCCAAGUACCUGAUAGACGAGUUGCUACCAGCCACAAAGGAAUCUACGAUCUGUUACUUCUUUUUCAAAGAUGACUAUCCAGAUCAGAGAACCGUGACAGGCGCAGUUUGCGCGCUCUUGCACCAUAUUUUCCUAUCACAACCACAUCUUCUGCGGGAUUCGAUACUUCAAACCCUGAAUAAUACUGGCCGGGACUUGACAGAGUCCUUCAGUGAUCUAUGGUCAAUCUUUACCAAGAUUGUGGCGGACCCAAGUGCUGGGACGAUCAUCUGUGUACUUGACGCUUUGGACGAAUGGGGGGGCUCCCAAAAUGGCAAUGUGAAGUUUCUUGUGACAAGCAGGCCAUAUGAUCAUAUCCACCAGGAGUUUCGAGGAGUCCAAGAAGACCUGUCGACUAUCCACCUAAGUGGGGAGGGGGAAGAAGAAAUUGAACAAAUAUCUAAAGAAAUCCAACUUGUCGUUCGGAAACGGGUUGAGGAUAUUGGCCGCAGACGAGCCCUGAAAGCCGCGCAGUGCAAGCUUCUACUCGAUGAGCUCCUGCCGAUUCCCAACCAGACCUACCUGUGGGUCAACCUGACUAUGGAUGUCAUCAGCAGGACCCCGGGUUUUACGAGAGGCAAUAUCCGGGACGCAAUAAAGCAUAUCCCCACUACUGUCAAUGAUGCAUAUGAGAAGAUACUGAAUCGAAGCUCCGCACCGGAGAGAGCGAGAACAAUCUUGUCUGCUCUUGUUGCUGCAGCGAGACCAUUAUCAGUGGGUGAAAUGGCUAUAGUGAUGGCAUUCUAUCAAGCCCGCCAGUCAUCCGCUGAGAUUGAGGAUUACCUGGAAUCCGAGGAAGAUUUUCGAAGAACCCUUCGAGAUGUUUGUGGCCUUUUUGUAACGGUCAUUCAUUCACAAGUCUACUUGCUCCAUCAAACUGCCAGAGAGUUCUUGGUUAAAGCUGAAUCAGAUGUGUCUGUCGAUAAAACCUCUCCUGCCACCACCUGGAAAGGGUCCAUCAGCCGCGAGGACUCAAAUCGAACCUUGGCGGAAGUCUGCACAUGGUAUCUGGUUACAGAUCAGAGCGAGCCUCUGAAAACAUUCUCUGAGUAUUCUUCCAGAAACUGGCUUACGCACUUCAAAGGAUGCAACAUCAAAGCCGAUGACCCAAUCACAGAGUAUGCUUCUUGCCUUUGUCCAGGCAGGAAUAAUUCCUCAUGGGAUACCCCUCUCAUGUUUGCUUAUACUGCCGGUCUCACCCCUGUGGUAGAAUAUCUAAUCAAGGUGCACAAGAGGGGCCUAGACUCAAGAAGUCCUACUGGUCGCACACCUCUAGCAUACGCUGCGCAAAAUGGAGAUGUGGAUGUGGUUAGAAUGAUCCUUGAUCAUGUUGUGGAAACCCCUUCAAAGAAUGUCGACUGUGCUGCACCACUAUGGCUGGCUGUAGUAAGAGGGGAUAUCAAUGUAAUUCAACUAUUUCUGGAUUAUGGGGUAGACGUCAAUUUGACGAACGGAGCUGGCCAGUCACCAAUAUCAUUGGCUGCAAAAUUGGGGGACGUGAGAGUGAUGGAAAUUCUCAUCAACCAUGGGGCAGACCUCAAUAUGAGAGACAUAUGUGGCAAUACACCUCUGUCUAUUGCUUCAGGGCCAGCCCGUAAAUUGCUUCUUGACAACGGGGCACGCUGA
Penicillium mononematosum is the source of this 2823-nucleotide messenger RNA. RefSeq lists its product as uncharacterized. Bases 1 to 2823 code for a protein of 940 amino acids. Gene Ontology annotation, molecular function: protein binding. NCBI's taxonomy places the organism in Eukaryota, Fungi, Ascomycota, Eurotiomycetes, Eurotiales, Aspergillaceae. The transcript is spliced from 2 exons. The record is from RefSeq and is a predicted model, not a curated record.